ACAACAAUUUGCAUGAUCUAAGAAAAUGGGGGUUAGCGAAGGAACAUUGAGAUGCUUCGACAUAAAAAGCAUAGUUGUCUACGUCAUAACCGGACGGUGGUUCGUGGUGUUUGCUUCACUCCUAAUCAUGGCGGUGUUUGGAACAACGUUCUUGUUUGGUUUGUAUUCGAGCGACAUUAAAUCGGCUUUGGGUUACAACCAAACGACGUUGAAUUUGUUGAGUUUUUUUAAGGAUUUGGGUGCAAACGUUGGCAUUUUAUCUGGUCUUAUUAACGAGUUUAUGCCACCGUGGGUGGUUCUAUUAAUUGGUGCAGUUAUGAACUUUUUUGGUUACUUUAUGAUUUGGCUCGGUGUUACUCGCCGAAUCUCCACCCCAAAAGUUUGGCAAAUGUGUUUCUAUAUUUGUAUGGGAGGAAGUUCCCAAUCCUUUGCUAAUACCGGUUCUAUGGUUACUUGUGUUAAUAACUUUCCCGAAAGGCGUGGCGUUGUUCUCGGUCUUUUGAAGGGAUACAUCGGGCUAAGCGGCGCCAUAAUCACACAGCUCUUCCACGCAUUCUACGGCGGCGACACUAAAUCCCUCAUUCUCUUCAUCGGAUGGCUUCCGGCUGCAAUUUCCUUCGCAUUCUUACGAACAGUUCGUAUCAUGAAAGUCAUCCGACAGCCAAAUGAGCUCAAAGUUUUCUAUAAUUUCCUCUACAUUUCUCUUCUCCUCGCCGGAUUCCUCAUGCUAAUGAUCAUUGUACAAAGCAAGACAGAGUUCACUCAAAACCAAUAUGGUGGCAGCGCGGCUGCCAUAGUCGUUCUUCUCCUCCUACCACUCGCCGUUGUCACUAUCGAAGAAUGCAAUCUCCAGAAACUUAAAACCAAAUCUCCAAAUUCUUCUGUUCAAAUCAUAACUGAGAAACUCCCAAAAACAGAGCAUUCAAAACAAAAAGAACCAUCGUGUUGGACAACAAUUUUCAACCCACCACAACGAGGCGAGGAUUUCACAAUUCUCCAAGCUGUCUUCAGUGUCGACAUGCUGAUUUUAUUCAUAUCUGUAAUUUGUGGCGCUGGUGGAACGUUAACGGCGGUCGACAAUUUGGGUCAAAUCGGAAUGUCUUUGGGAUACCCAAAAAGAAGCAUUAGCACAUUUGUAUCAUUAGUCAGUAUUUGGAAUUACCUCGGUCGAGUUGUCUCUGGUUUCGUCUCUGAAAUCGUUUUGAUAAAAUACAAAUUCCCUCGUCCUUUAAUGCUUUCUCUGAACCUUCUUUUAUCCUGUGUCGGCUACUUGGUCAUCGCAUUUGACGUCCCAAAUGGAUUAUAUGUUGCUUCCAUCGUAAUCGGAUUCUGUGUUGGAGCACAGUGGCCGUUGAUUUACGCCAUAAUUUCAGAGAUUUUUGGGUUGAAAUAUUACUCAACGCUUUACAAUUUCGGGACGGUUGCGAUGCCAAUUGGACUUUAUAUUAUGAAUGUGAAAGUGGCUGGGAACUUCUACGACAGAGAAGCAGAGAAACAGCUAAAAGCAAAAGGGAUUAUACGAAAAGCAGGGGAAGACUUAAAGUGCUAUGGAGGGGAAUGCUUUAAGCUUUCGUUCAUCGUAAUCACUGCAGUUACUUUGAUGGGUAUGUUUAUUUCAUUGAUUUUAGUGAUUAGAACAAGAAGUUUUUACAAAAGUGAUAUUUAUAAAAAGUUUAGAGAUGAAGCCGAAACAGAGGUGGCCGGAAAUGAGGCUGUGGCGACGGCGGGAGGAGCAGAAGAGAGAGAGAAAAUUAUAAUGCAAAGAAGAAGUUGAAAAGUGGAGUAAAAUCCAAAAAAUGUUUGAAGGAAAGAGAUGAUAAAGACAAAUCUAUUAACUUUUUUCCUUCUAAUAUUUUGUUAUUCAAUUUUGGACAUGUUAGGAUCAAAAUGAGCAUAACUUUAACUAGUAGAGUUAUUUUUGUUAUAAUUUUAAAGUUGAUAUGAUUUGUUGCUCUUACUUCA
Molecule: messenger RNA, 1962 nt
Organism: Cucumis sativus (cucumber)
Lineage: Eukaryota; Viridiplantae; Streptophyta; Magnoliopsida; Cucurbitales; Cucurbitaceae
Exons: 2
Coding region: 26-1774 (582 amino acids)
Cellular component (GO): membrane
Source: RefSeq, a predicted model, not a curated record